AGCGUCACAUUACGUCACCAUGGUGGAGGACAAGCGGACGACGGGAGUCCAGUAAAAAAAGAAAAAAAAAAAACGUUCCUGCGUCGCCUCGCUUGUCCCCACAACCAUUACUCGGACUUAAAAACAGGUCGUCUCCAAGCCCAACGUCCUUCUAAAAAAAGAAGAAGACCGAAGCAAGCACCAUGAAGCACUUCUUAAGGGUUUUGACCCAGUUCUUCGUGUUCCUUUAUUGCAAAUGUCUGUGGCGAGGACUCAAGUUCGUGGCCCGGAAGUUCAGCGGAAGGUGCGAGCUGCAGCGGAUCUGCUACAACAACAAACACGGCGCCCGCAGGACGCUCAAGAUCGAGUCAUCCCUGAGGUACUCCAAAAAUGAGUUGCUGCAGUCGGCCCUGAGCACCCAUCCGGACAAAGUGGAGAAAACCGUUGAUGACAUCAUGGCUCUGAAGAAGAUCAACCCCGACACCAACCCUCAGUUGGGCAUCUCCCUGCAGGCCAGCCUGCUGCAGAUUGUGGGCUACAGGACUCUGGUGGCCCGGGUGGAGAAGCUGCGCCGGGAACCGUACGACUGCGAGAACGCAGAACACGAGGAAAUGCUGAUGAAGCUGUGGAAGGAGCUGCGCCCCGACACGCCUCUGACCAGCCGCAUCUCCAAACAGUGGUGCGAGAUCGGUUUCCAAGGCAGCGACCCCAAGACCGACUUCCGGGGCAUGGGCCUGCUGGGGCUCCACAACCUGCUGUACUUCGCCGAGCACGACAAGACCACGGCUCUGCAGAUGCUGCACGACUCGCUGCAACCAAAGCACAAGAGCGCACACGGGAGGCAAAGUGAGGCAAACAAGGCUGAAUGGGUACAGCGGAACCUUGAGAAAGCCAUUGGCUAUUCUUUCGCCAUUGUGGGCAUCAACAUCACCGACCUGGCCUACUCGCUCCUGGUGAGCGGCGCCCUGAAGACCCACUUGUACAACGUGGCCCCCGAAUUACCCGCCUUGCAGCACUUCCAGCAGACCUUCUGUUACUUGAUGCAGGAGUUCCAGCGCUUCUGGAUCGAGGAGGACCCCAGUGACAUCAUGGAGUUCAACCGGGUGCGCUCCAAGUUCCACCGGAAGAUCCUGCGGCAGCUGAAGAACCCGGACGCCGCUCUGUGUCCCCACUUCUCCGCUUCGGACCUCCACCUGGUCAAUCUGUAAACACUCACCGGAGACCCCAGCCCCUGCACCCCCACACCCAGCCCGAAUGUCCGGUAGGCCCGUUGUUAAUAGAAACAUGAGCUAACGUCAUCACCGUGUCACUGCCAGCAGCUAAACACACACACACACACACACACACACGAUUGUCACACCAUCACACGUUUAUCUUGAUUGUAUCACACACGCUUUUACACUCCUUUUGCUUUAUCACACGCCAAAAAUCAUGCUCUCGGCCAAAAAAAAAAAAAAAAAAAAAAAAGUUUUGACGUGCUGUCAAAUAUCGUAUUUGAAUGUGGAGAAUAGAUGUACUUACAGUCCUGUGAACGAUACUGUAGAAGUGUGUACACUUUAGAGUAGUCAGUGUG
This is a messenger RNA of Nerophis lumbriciformis (worm pipefish), 1552 nucleotides long. RefSeq names its product ELMO/CED-12 domain containing 1 (gene elmod1). The record is from RefSeq and is a predicted model, not a curated record. NCBI's taxonomy places the organism in Eukaryota, Metazoa, Chordata, Actinopteri, Syngnathiformes, Syngnathidae. Gene Ontology annotation, molecular function: GTPase activator activity.